This is a messenger RNA of Glossina fuscipes, 1012 nucleotides long. Its product is annotated as ARL14 effector protein. Lineage: Eukaryota; Metazoa; Arthropoda; Insecta; Diptera; Glossinidae. Gene Ontology annotation, cellular component: intracellular membrane-bounded organelle. The record is from RefSeq and is a predicted model, not a curated record. Bases 107 to 595 code for a protein of 162 amino acids. The transcript is spliced from 2 exons.
UUCUAUACUUUUAGUUUUGUUUACGUUUUAAGGAACGAGCACAAAUUAUUAAUUGUCUGCUUUUUUAAUAAAAGUCAAAGGCAUCUUGACGUAAUAAAAUAAAUACAUGAUGAAUACAGAUGGGGAAUCAAAUGAAGCGAAUAACUCUUUGCGUAUGUCAUUGCGGGAGAGGCCUCGUAAGCUACAUGCUGAACGUAAAUUACGAGAGCGUUGUGAUGAAUUAAAAUUUCUUGAUGAUUUCGAUCCCGAAAAAUCCAAUCGAGAGAAACGCAAACUUAAACGUAAAGGUAGUCAACAGAAUUCGCGUAGCCUCUAUGACGAGUACGGACGAAUACGUCACAAUGGUUUAGAUGUCUGUGAUUGCAUGAACGAAGAUUGUCCUGGCUGCUGGUUUGAAUGUGAAAAUUGCGGCUCUACAAAAUGCGGCUUACAAUGUCGCGUGAAUCGAAAAUUUUUCUAUGAAUCUAUUGCGUUUGACGGCAAAGAUGCUAUCAUUAAAAACAAACAUUUCCCAAAAUCGAUAUUUCUGCAUGUUGGGCUGUCUGAAAAAUAUCUUGCAAAUUUCGUUUGUUUACUCCAUUCAUAUACUUCGUAACAUGGAACACCUACUAUAAGAAAGAGUUGCUUAUUUAUAAAGGAACUUAAUUGGUAACAAUAAAUCAAAGUGGAGGACUAAGAAGCCAUUAACAUCGCAAAAAUUUCAAAAUUUUUUGUAUUUCAUUUUGCCGUCAAAUAUUAAAAUAUGUACUGGAGCUGAAAAGCUCCACUGAUGGGUAAGGUAACUCAACGCCGCUUAUUAGAGAUGAAGUCGGCCAUUGUGCGCGGUUUGGAACCGAAAAGAGUCACUUGUCACAAAAAAGGCGACGAAAAAGAACAUUUUUGGGAACCGAGAAGUCGUCAUUCAAAAGUACGCAUUCGUUUGGGACAUUCACUUUCUACGUAUGUCGCACCUUUUGGUGACCUUGCAAUGUAUUCUUGCCCGCUCGGAAAUAAAAAAUCAAAAUAAAUCGAA